Nylanderia fulva is the source of this 2351-nucleotide messenger RNA. RefSeq names its product integrator complex subunit 11 (gene IntS11). Gene Ontology annotation, cellular component: nucleus. Lineage: Eukaryota; Metazoa; Arthropoda; Insecta; Hymenoptera; Formicidae. Gene Ontology annotation, biological process: snRNA processing. Gene Ontology annotation, molecular function: RNA endonuclease activity. The record is from RefSeq and is a predicted model, not a curated record.
UCUCUCUCUCUUUUACUCAUCACUGUCACGUCACGAAUCCUAAUAAAACUUCUAUCGCAUGAAUCUACAGAUACGUACACGUUUCUUAUCGGAGCAUCGCUUCGUUUGUUCGUCCAAUCACAGGUGAACAUGUCACGUGUUGACUGUUGAAUAGGGAAUUUUUUUAGUUCUGAAAAUUUUUCCAGUCGACAGCCAAUCGUGUUUCUUCCUCGAACGAUCGUGAAGUGCGCAUUUAUAUGAUCGGAAACUAACCAAUCGCGUGUGUUCAUAAAAAUCUGGACUAUAGUACUCGAUUCUCGGACUGAUAUAAAAAUGCCGGACAUAAAAGUUACACCACUUGGUGCUGGACAGGAUGUUGGACGUAGUUGUAUUCUUGUUACAAUGGGUGGUAAAAAUAUUAUGUUUGACUGUGGAAUGCACAUGGGAUUCAACGAUGAGAGACGCUUUCCUGACUUUUCUUACAUAGUCGCGGAGGGACCUGCGACCAAUUACAUCGAUUGCGUUAUUAUCUCUCAUUUCCACUUGGAUCAUUGCGGUGCCCUUCCAUAUUUCACAGAGAUGGUAGGCUAUACUGGACCAAUUUACAUGACACAUCCAACCAAAGCUAUUGCACCAAUCUUACUAGAGGAUAUGAGGAAGGUCGCGGUGGAACGUAAAGGUGAAAGCAACUUCUUCACAUCCCAGAUGAUCAAGGAUUGCAUGAAAAAAGUUGUCGCUGUCACGCUUCAUCAGUCUGUCAUGGUCGACCCGGAGUUAGAAAUAAAGGCGUAUUACGCCGGACACGUGCUCGGAGCGGCUAUGUUUUGGGUCCGCGUAGGAUCGCAAUCCAUCGUAUACACAGGAGACUACAACAUGACUCCGGAUCGACAUUUAGGCGCCGCAUGGAUAGAUAAAUGUAGACCGGAUUUAUUAAUAUCAGAAUCGACGUACGCAACUACGAUUAGAGACUCUAAAAGAUGCAGGGAAAGAGACUUUUUGAAAAAAGUACACGAAUGCAUCGACAGAGGUGGAAAAGUGCUGAUCCCCGUAUUUGCUCUCGGUCGCGCCCAAGAAUUGUGCAUACUUUUGGAAACGUAUUGGGAGAGAAUGAAUUUAAAAGUACCCGUUUACUUUGCGCUUGGUCUGACCGAGAAGGCUAACAAUUAUUACAAAAUGUUUAUUACUUGGACUAAUCAGAAAAUUAAGAAAACGUUUGUACAACGGAAUAUGUUUGACUUUAAACAUAUAAAACCGUUCGAUAAAGCGUACAUUGAUAAUCCAGGUGCGAUGGUAGUGUUUGCCACGCCGGGGAUGUUACAUGCCGGCCUGUCUCUGCAGAUUUUUAAGAAAUGGGCGCCCAACGAGGCCAAUAUGGUUAUCAUGCCGGGCUUCUGCGUACAAGGCACCGUGGGUCAUAAGGUCUUGAACGGGACGCGCAGAAUAGAGUUCGAGAAUCGGCAGAUCGUGGAGGUGAAGAUGGCCGUAGAAUACAUGUCCUUCUCCGCUCACGCCGACGCGAAGGGGAUAAUGCAGUUGAUACAGUAUUGCGAGCCGAAAAAUGUUAUGCUGGUGCAUGGGGAAUUCGCCAAGAUGGAAUACUUGAAGGAGAAGAUUAAACAGGAAUUCGGGGUCAGCUGCUAUAAUCCAGCGAAUGGCGAGACUUGUGUCAUCACGACCACUUCCAAGGUUCCCGUGGAUGCUUCUUUAGCAUUGCUGAAAGCCGAAGCGAAGAGAUAUUCGGCCUUACCGCCAGAUCCGAAAAGACGGAGAUUACUUCACAGUAUUUUAAUGUUGAGAGAAGAUGGUGUCUGUCUCGUAGAUGCGGAUGAGGUUGCAAAGGCUGCGGGUAUCACUAAACACGUAGUGAGAUUCACGUCCACUGUGCAAGUAAGAGAUCCUGGUCCAGCACAAGCCACAACUCUAAAACUAUUACAACCGUUGAAAGAGAGAUUAUCCGGAUGGACAGUCCAAUUAACAGAUGGCUCUAUAUCGGUUGAGUCCGUUUUGGUGAAAGUAGAAGGAGACGAAGAUGAUCAAAAGAGUGUUUAUGUUUCGUGGACUAAUCAAGAUGAAGAUUUAGGUAGUUACAUUCUCGGAUUUCUCCAAACAAUGUUGAAUUAAAACAAAAGAAAUGUCGAACUAAGAAACUUCUUCGACCUGUGAUACUGAAAUGUAAUUUUUCCGAUUACUGUUGAAGGAACAAUUAUAAAUACGCUUUGCGUAUAGAUACAGAGUUGAGAUAAAUAUUUUUGAGUAAAGAAAGUAUCGAGUGACUAGAUGAUAAUAUUAUUUCUUAUGUUUUGAAUAUUUUUGUGUAUUUUUACUCUUGAAUAGAAUACGCAUGAACAAUAUAUAAUGCACUUUUCACACAU